This is a messenger RNA of Pollicipes pollicipes, 1516 nucleotides long. Its product is annotated as innexin inx2. Bases 88 to 1260 code for a protein of 390 amino acids. The transcript has a single exon. Lineage: Eukaryota; Metazoa; Arthropoda; Thecostraca; Pollicipedomorpha; Pollicipedidae. Gene Ontology annotation, cellular component: gap junction; plasma membrane. Gene Ontology annotation, molecular function: gap junction channel activity. The record is from RefSeq and is a predicted model, not a curated record. Gene Ontology annotation, biological process: phototransduction.
GUGUGACCCGGAGAAGCGCCCACGUCCAGACUGGCUGCCCCCGCCUCCGGCCCCGCAGUCAAGGGCGGGCGCCGCGCCAGCAGCAGGAUGGCCGGACCUAUCCUGCCGGCCUUCUCCAAGCUGAGUGCGCUGCUGCACACGCGCGAGGCGGAGCCCCGCAUGGACAACCUGGUGCUGCGGCUGCACUACCGCGUCACCGCUCGCAUCCUGUUGCUGUUCGCCUUCGUCGUGUCCACCCGCAGCCUGGCCGGCGAGCCGAUCGAGUGCACUACCGACUCAAGUGUGCCGCGCCAGGUUAUGAACAGCUACUGCUACGUGGCGGCGACAUUCAGCGUGGAGGGCUCCGGCGGCGCCGCCGCUGAUGAGGCGCCGGCCGGCCUCGGCCAGGGCGGCGAAGCGAGGCAUCACUCUUACUACCAAUGGGUACCGUUCGUGUUCGCCCUGCAGGCGCUCACCUUCUACAUGCCGUUCACAGUGUGGAAGCACAUGAGCGGUAACGUGCUGCGCAACUGCUUCAGCUUUCAGCUGGAUAUGCCGGACACGACGAUGCACGGGAGCUCAACCAAGCUGAUCUCCUUCGCGGGCUACCUCUCAGCUCGCAUGGGACGCGUCAACCAGGGCCUGGUCAAGGCAUUCUUCGUUGUCGAGUUCGCCUGCCUCCUGAACGUCAUCGGCAACAUCUUCCUGCUGGACGCCUUCCUCGGCGUCGACUUCGGCAGGCACAGUGCGGUUCGGCUGGCCACCUUCCUGCGUCUUGCGCACAAUGAUGACAGCGCGGACACCGUGUUCCCGCCGGUCGCCAAGUGUACCUUCCUCAAGUACGGCUACUCAGGUACCAUCGAGCGCAUCGACGCCGUCUGCGUGCUGCCGCACAACGUUUUCAACGAAAAGCUGUUCGUGUUCCUGUGGCUGUGGAUCUCGCUGCUGGCUGCCGUGACGGUUGCACACGGCCUCUUCCGCGUCGCUUCGCUGGCCGUGCCCAAGGUGCGGCGGAACGUGCUGCUGGCGCUGAUGCUGGACGAGUUCCGCGACGACGGCCGCCAGGUGUUUGAGCAGUGCACCGUGUACGACUGGUUUCUGCUCUGCAACAUCGCCAAGCGGAUGGACACUCUGGCCUUUAGCGAGCUGGUGCACCACCUGGCCGUCAGCCACAAGGAGCUGCUGCUGCCGGUGCUCACCGCGCCCGGCAUGUCCAGACGCGCCUCGCAGUGGUCGGAGGGGCACCGCCGCUCCACCGACCACCCCAAGGUCACCCCCUGACGGCACGGCUGCCGCCACCACUCGGCUCGCUAGUUCGCACCUGACGGAACUGGGGCCGUGUAUUGCUAUUACGCCCCGCCGAGCGACGAAAGAGGUUGAUGACUGAUUGGCUGAAACCAGGCUGAGGCAAACACCGACGAUAAUAUCCUGACGGAAACAAAGACACCAGGCUUCUUGCAGCUAUUGGUGUGUGACAGGGUGCAUGUGGUCAAACGCAAUCCAGGGUCCGAUAGGUAGAAGGAGGGCAGCGACGCAA